GCGGCAAAUCUGCUGCUUCUCUCCGUUUGCGCCACCGCCACCUGCAAAAAGGAAUUCUAUCUCUCUCUAACUUGGAAAAGUAUUGCAAUGAAGGAGAGAGAAGAGGAGAAUUUCGUGACGCCUGGUGAUAUACUUGGAAAAGCUCUGGAGCUGAAACCUGGCUACGGCGCUUACUUCUCCUCCCACGAUAAAACCAUAUACGCCUCGCUCACUGGAUUCCGCUCUAUCACUCCUGCCCCAAUCGACUCCGACGACCAGAGAGCGACGGUGGAGGUGAAGGGGCACAAGUCGCACGGUCCGGUGCCGGAGCCCGGUGUUGUUGUUACUGCAAGAGUUACAAAAGUGAUGGCUAAAAUGGCUUCUGCAGAUAUUGUUUGUGUAGGUCCCAAGUCCGUUAAAGAAAAGUUUACAGGCAUCAUUAGGCAGCAAGAUGUCAGGGCAACAGAGAUUGACAAAGUAGAAAUGCACUCCUCUUUCCGUCCUGGCGACAUAGUUAAAGCCUUAGUUCUGUCUCUUGGUGAUGCUCGAGCUUAUUAUUUGUCAACUGCAAAGAAUGAACUCGGUGUUGUUUCAGCCGAAAGCGCUACUGGUGCAACGAUGGUUCCUAUAAGCUGGACUGAGAUGCAGUGCCCUCUAACAGGCCAAACUGAGCAGAGAAAAGUAGCAAAGAUCGACGCCGUCAAAAAAAAACUGCAACACCUUUUCUCGUUUGGAAACCAAAAAAUGGCUACUACUUCACUCUCAGCUCUCAAUCUUCUUCCUCCCUCCAAAUUCUCUUCCUCUCGUUCCCACUCCUUUCCCCAAACUCCCCUCCAUAUCCCCUCCUCCCCGAAUCAGAGACCCCUAAAGUCGAAAUCGCUUAGAACAAUAUCAUUUGCUCUCGCAGAAUCAUCGGAUUCUUCCAAAUCCAUUGAACGUCUCCAAGAGCUCGCGGAUUGUUUUGUUCUUCCCGCGGACUAUUUUAAGCAGUUGCCGAAUGAUCUCCGUCUGGAUCUGAAUGAUGCGGCCUUUGAUCUCUCAAACGGUACUGUCAAAGAUGAGUGUGGAGAAGAGGCUGGAGAGACUUUGUUAAAUAUAAGUCGAGCGUGGGAAAAUGCAGAGACAUCAGUUUCAGCAGCUUUGGUGAGCAAGCUCCCCCAACUCGUGGGCUCUCUGACCAGUAAUAACAAGUCAGCACUUGGCAAGCGCCUGGUUUCAGCUUCUAGAAGGUUCCAGGCGAUGGGCCAGUAUGGUCAAGAUGAACUGCAAAUGAUUGCCAAAGUCAUGAACAGAGCAGGAAAGGCAUUGUCCCAAAUUCCAGUUUCCAAGGUAGCUGAUGAAGAACCAAAACAGGAAACUAGGGUUCUAAAGUUUGGGGAGCUCCAGGUCGAAUUGACUCCAGAAAAGGCGUAUACUGGUGCUGUCAUUGCCUUCUUCUUCGGGAUUCUCACUUGGCAAGUGGGUCAAGGCAUCCAACGCAUACCAGAGAGCUCGUUGGAGUAUGCAAAUGACAACGCGCUGCUCCUUGCUAAGUCACUGCGAUUGACACUGUUGUCGAUCUUCUACUCAUCAACGUUCUUAUCUGCGUUCGCAUCUGUCGGGCUAGUCCUACUUGCAGGACAAUUGAACUGCUCAGCAGCCGACCUCCUCCCCCUCCUCGGCGGCUCAGCGGCCAACGCCACCGCUGCGGCCGCCUUCCUCUGCACCCGCUUCAACGAGGUCUCCACCCGUCUCGACGGGGCCAAGUUCGCCAUCGACAACACAUACCUCCUCUUCUCGGCCUACUUGGUCUUCGCCAUGCAGCUCGGCUUCGCCAUGCUCUGCGCCGGCUCGGUCCGCGCCAAGAACACCAUGAACAUCAUGCUCACGAACGUUCUAGAUGCCGCGGCCGGCGGCCUCAGCUACUACCUCUUCGGCUAUGCCUUCGCCUUCGGUGGGCCCUCGAACGGCUUCAUCGGAAAACACUUCUUCGGCCUCAGAGAUUUCCCCUCUCCCGCCGGGGAUUAUAGCUUCUUCUUGUAUCAAUGGGCUUUCGCCAUUGCUGCUGCAGGCAUUACUAGCGGCUCGAUUGCAGAAAGAACUCAAUUUGUGGCAUAUUUGAUAUACUCCUCAUUCCUCACUGGGUUCGUGUAUCCGGUGGUCUCACAUUGGGUCUGGUCGGGCGACGGUUGGGCUGGCGCAGCUAAGGCCGACGGGAACUUUCUCUUCGGCUCGGGAGCCAUCGACUUUGCUGGCUCGGGUGUCGUCCACAUGGUCGGUGGCAUUGCUGGUUUAUGGGGAGCGCUCAUCGAGGGACCGAGGAUCGGCCGGUUUGACCACAGUGGCCGGUCUGUCGCCCUGCGUGGCCACAGUGCAUCGCUAGUGGUGCUAGGCACCUUCCUUCUAUGGUUUGGGUGGUACGGUUUCAACCCCGGUUCGUUUCUGGCGAUAGCGAAGUCAUACGACACUAGAGGGGCCUACUACGGCCAGUGGAGCGCGGUGGGGAGAACAGCUGUCACGACUACAUUAGCAGGAAGCACGGCUGCCCUAACCACCCUGUUCGGGAAGAGGCUCUUGGUUGGGCAUUGGAAUGUGAUUGAUGUGUGCAAUGGGUUGUUGGGAGGGUUUGCCGCAAUCACCUCAGGCUGCUCUGUGGUUGAGCCGUGGGCUGCAAUUAUAUGCGGGUUCGUGGCAUCUUGGGUGCUGAUAGGGUUCAACAAGCUGGCCGAGAAGGUAAAGUAUGAUGACCCAUUAGAGGCGGCACAGCUGCAUGGUGGCUGUGGCGCGUGGGGAUUGCUAUUCACUGGGCUAUUCGCCAAGAAAGCUUUUGUAAACGAGGUUUACCCAGGGAAACCAGAUAGGCCGCACGGGCUGCUCAUGGGCGGUGGCGGGAGGCUCUUGGGCGCCCAGAUCGUCCAAAUUCUGGUGAUUAUCGGGUGGGUCACGGUGACAAUGGCACCACUGUUCUGGGUGCUCCACAAGCUGAGGUUGCUGAGGAUUUCGUCCGACGAUGAAAUGGCCGGAAUGGAUGUCACCAGGCAUGGUGGCUUAGCCUACAUCUACCAUGACCAGGAAGACGAAAAUACUCUGCCACACUUCAAGAUGACAAGGAUCGAACCGGGGGAAACUCCGAUAGGGGAGCGUCGACAGCAGGGUGUGUAGGUCCGGUCCAGGCAUGCUCAAGAAUUCAGCAUCUACCACAACAGGAACCAAUGUGUAUCAAAACGCAUUAGGAUGUCAAACAAGUCAACAGGAACCAAUGGUAACAGUAUUUUUCAGUAGGAUAUGCCUAUAAUUUGAUGUUUUUGCUGUGUUUUGAUUCCAUCUAGAUAAGCUUCAUUGUGUAACAGAGUCCUAUGUCAAGACAAUGAAUGUUUCACAUUCUAUAAGAUGGUAUAUAUUCAACCUCA
Molecule: messenger RNA, 3368 nt
Organism: Salvia splendens (bonfire salvia)
Lineage: Eukaryota; Viridiplantae; Streptophyta; Magnoliopsida; Lamiales; Lamiaceae
Product: ammonium transporter 1 member 2
Exons: 17
Coding region: 88-3120 (1010 amino acids)
Biological process (GO): ammonium transmembrane transport; ammonium homeostasis
Cellular component (GO): plasma membrane; exosome (RNase complex)
Molecular function (GO): RNA binding; ammonium channel activity
Source: RefSeq, a predicted model, not a curated record